This is a messenger RNA of Tarenaya hassleriana, 1759 nucleotides long. Its product is annotated as cytochrome P450 711A1-like. Bases 66 to 1628 code for a protein of 520 amino acids. Gene Ontology annotation, molecular function: heme binding; iron ion binding; monooxygenase activity. The record is from RefSeq and is a predicted model, not a curated record. The transcript has 5 exons. Lineage: Eukaryota; Viridiplantae; Streptophyta; Magnoliopsida; Brassicales; Cleomaceae.
UCAUAGAAGAUUCUUCUUUUUUUUUUUUGGUUGAGGAGAAGACGUUGAUAGCGUUGAGGGAGGAGAUGAUUCUUCAGGUAUUGGAACCCAAAUCUUUGAUAGCGUUGGCGUUAGCGGCUGUAGCAGCUGUAGCGGCCGUGGUUUACUUGUACGGACCGUCAUGGGCCGUGCGGAAGGUGCCUGGUCCAACCGCUCUGCCUCUUGUCGGACACUUGCCUUUAAUGGCUAAGUACGGCCCCGACGUUUUCUCCCUCCUCGCCAAGCACUAUGGCCCUAUUUUCAGAUUCCAGAUGGGGAGGCAACCGCUGAUAAUAGUGGCGGAUGCAGAGUUGUGUAGAGAGGUUGGGAUGAGGAAGUUCAAAGAAAUUCCGAACAGAAGCAUUCCUUCUCCAAUCUCUGCUUCCCCACUUCAUCAGAAAGGUCUCUUCUUCACCAGGUACAAGAGAUGGUCGAAGAUGAGGAGCAAGAUCGUCUCCCUCUACCAACCCUCUCAUUUGGCCAGUCUCGUGCCCAUGAUGCACAAAUUCAUCAGCUCCGCGACUCAGAAUCUUGAUUCUGAGACGGAUGAUCUCGUUUUCUCCGAUCUCUCGCUCAAACUCACCACCGAUAUCAUCGGGCAGGCGGCUUUCGGGGUUAACUUUGGUCUUUCGGAGAGAAAUCCCGUCAAAGGCUCAUCAGAUGGUGGCAGUUCCGAGAUUUCAGAUUUCAUAAACCAGCAUGUGUACGCUACGACGCAGCUCAAGAUGGACUUAUCGGGAUCAUUAUCCAUCGUGUUAGGGUUACUGAUACCGAUCCUUCAAGAACCUUUCAGACAGAUUCUGAUGAGGAUUCCGGGAACAAGGGACUGGAGACUAGAGAGGACUAACAGGAGAUUGAGUGGGAGGCUCGAUGAGAUCGUUGCCAAGAGAGCGAAAGAGAAAGAGAGCGAUGCAAAGGACUUCUUGUCGCUGAUAUUGAAAGCAAUAGAAUCCGAGACAGUAGCCAAGAACGUCUUCACGCCUGACUAUAUCAGCGCGGUGACUUAUGAGCAUCUUCUCGCUGGUUCAACAACGACAGGUUUCACAUUAUCUUCCAUUUUAUACUUAGUUUCAGGCCAUCCAGAGGUCGAGAAGCGCUUGCUUCAUGAGAUUGAUGGUUUUGGCCCCCGGGAUCAGGUCCCGACUGCCAGUGACUUGCAACACAAGUUUACUUAUCUCGACCAGGUCAUAAAAGAGGCUAUGAGAUUAUACAUGGUCUCCCCGUUGGUCGCUAGGGAAACUUCCAACGAGGUGGAGAUUGGAGGUUACUUGCUACCCAAGGGAACAUGGGUAUGGUUAGCACUUGGAGUCCUUGCAAAAGACCCCAAGAACUUUCCUGAACCCGAGAAAUUCAAGCCCGAGAGAUUCGAUCCGAACGAGGAAGAGGAGAAGCAGCGGCAUCCGUACGCUUUCAUACCAUUCGGGGUCGGACCACGAGCCUGCAUCGGCCAGAGAUUUGCCCUGCAAGAGAUCAGACUCACGUUGGUGCAUUUGUACAGGAACUAUCUUUUCAGGCAUUCUCCGGAGAUGGAGAAGCCUCUCCAGCUGGACUACGGUGUGAUCCUCAGCUUCAAGAAUGGCGUUAAGCUUCGAGCUAUCAAGAGAUUUUGAUUCUUGUAAUGUGUUUUACGGAUUCAUCAGAUGAUAUAUAUGAACCGAGAGACCGGAAGGUUCAAUGCUGAAACAAGUAGGAAUAUAUAACUAUGCUCUGUGUGUGUGUGUAUGCAUACACACUUACUUCA